UGUGACGUAGCGCAAUGAACCUUGGGUAUUGUGUGUAUGAUUUGUUUUAUUUUAUGUUACCAUUGUGACGUUGUGCCUUGAAUAAAAGAAUAUUUCAGCAUUUUGUGGGGGAUGUCACUGUGGCGCACCGCAAUAGCAGGAACUUUGUGUAUACUACAUGUAUGGUAGUCGUGCGACUGAUAAUAGAGCCCUGUUGUACUUACGUCCACUGCAUCAAAAUGGCGCCCGGUAAUAUGCCAUGCUCGUUUUGGUGGCGACUUAUUGGCGUACUUUUCUGGUUAAAUAGUGUCUACAGUCAGGCAACCUAUAGUGUAAGACUUGUGAAUGGUCCAUCGCCCAGUGAAGGAAGAGUAGAGAUUUUGUACAAUGGCCAAUGGAACACCAUCUGUGAUAAUUACUGGAAUCUUGAAGAAGCACAGGUUGUUUGUCGUCAGCUUGGCUAUAGCACCGAUAAUGUCGUGGCAAGGAGUUUUGCCUACUAUGGUCAAGGUUCAGGACCGAUUCAACAAGUCCAGUGCUCUGGUUGGGAGUAUACCUUGGCGUCCUGUACUCUGACUUCAGGUUACGCAUGUGGCCAUUAUGAGGAUGCAGGAGUAAGAUGCGGUAGCGACAUUUUCACAACCUUUGAUCCAUUUCCAUGGCCAACGAUAACCACAGGCGCUGGAAUCUAUAACGUAAGGCUCGUGGACGGUCCAUCGCCCAGAGAGGGAAGAGUAGAGAUUUCAUACAAUGGCCAAUGGAACACUAUCUGUGAUGAUACCUGGAAUCUUGAAGAAGCACAGGUUGUAUGUCGUCAGCUCGGCUAUGACACCGAUAAUGUCGUAGCAUGGAGUUCUGCCUACUAUGGUCAAGGUUCAGGACCGAUUCAACAAGUCCAGUGCUCUGGUUGGGAGUAUACCUUGGAUCAAUGUACUCUGUCUUCAGGGGAUUCCAUAUGUGGCCAUUAUGAGGAUGCAGGAGUAAGAUGUGGAACAUCAGGAGCAUCUCCUCGGGUAAUCGGAUCAAUGUCAUUCGUCGGAGUGUCCUUGUUUCUCCUAACCAUCAUCGCCAUAGUUGCUGUUGUGUUCGUGUGCAGUCAACAGAAGAUUUCCCCUUCAGCAGCUAUGGGAAUGCAAGAGUUAACUACUCUUACCACUAACCCUGCACCUCAACCAGCAUCAACCACACCCAUGCCUGCACCCGUCUGCGUCGAUGUACCUGUUUAGAUGAUGGACAGAAACCCACGUUUGCUUAUUAGAAGAUUCCGACUGCCAUUCUAAAAGGUGUGCCUCACAAUUGUUUUCAGUUUUUCCUUGUGAUUGCUCUCAGUUGUAUAUACUUAUACAUUCAAAAUAAUCCAGUAUGUUAUUGUAAAUGUUACUGCUAUCGUUCCAUGGUUUCAUUAGAAUCUGGUUAGAUGUGUUAAGAGUAUUUGGAUACAGUCUGACAACUUAAAUAAUAAUUGUAAUGCCACAAAAUAUAUAUAUAUAUUCAGUUGAAUAUUUUUUAGAUGGUAAAUGGUUAAAUAAAUGUUUAUUUAAAGUAUAUAUUGUAAAUAAAUCUGCUGAGCUUCUCAUUUAUAUCUUACUUUUAUUGUAGAAUACUAUCUAUUAAAGGAUGUUUUACAUUUCAAAAAAUUUGAUAUAUCUCGCGCAAAUAUUAUAUAUUCAAAUCAUGCGUAGCCCGUUAAACAAAAUAUCUUUCAAACGGUGUUCAAUCAUGGAUUAAUAAUUGUGCCUUAUUGCUCAAUCAGUUAUUCAAAUCACAUGCGCGAUCUUCCACAGAGUAGAUUUUCAUAAUGUCAAUUUCUUUUAAAACUUGUUAUGUUCUAUCAUAUUUGCCUUUACCCUCAUUAUGUAUUCGGUUACAAAUUAUAAUUGCUUAUCAUGAUUCAUGAACAUGAUCAUUGGAAAAAUGCCUCCAAAAGAAUCAAAAGGAACACACGUCAGUGUGUAAGUAUUGUUACUGUAAGCCAUCGCUUGAAAUAAUUCUUGUACUGGAUUAUGAAUUAUCAUGGAAAGCGCGUGAUAGAAUGAUAAUAACGAUUGCCGUAGUAAUUUACAGUAGUAUGCUGCAAUACUUGAUUAAAAGUGCGCUAAAUACUUUUUUAAUAUUAUAUCUUCUCAUUUGAAUAUAUUCUAUAUGAUUUAGGGAACACCGUCUGUUGCAGUCACAAUGGCGUUGAUCCAUAUUACUUUGAAAUUGUGCUAACGCCCUUGCGACCCCAAACAGACGUCAUGUUAAAAUAUCGUUGUACAGUGUGUCGCACGUUUUAAAUCACAACAAAAUGUGACGUAUUCAAUAGCCAUAUGCAUUAUCAAUAAUAAAACAUGACCUGUACUUUUCCUAUUUUCUACUUUUAUAAACUUUAUAUAGUAUCUAUACAUUUCAAUAUACUGUAACUUCCUUUGUUAAUAAUCAUGAUUGUUAAUAAAGCGAUAUUUAAACGUGUUUAUAUAUCAAUAUUCUUCAUUCAUUCACGGUCGCCUCAUGUUUCUUUCCCUUAACUCAAAUAUAAAGAAUAUUGUCAUUAAUAAAAACAUAAUUCAAGUGGAUGGGCCGUAUUACUAUUAUUAAAAUAUUUAUUCUUCAAUUUAGACAUUAGCAAAGCCAUAUACUCAGUUAAAUAAUAUUAAUACCAGACUAUGCGAUUUGUCCAUGUUUUAUAGUCGGGGAAUUCCCUAGAGUAGACGUUCGAAUAACUUUUGUUUAUAUAACUU
This is a messenger RNA of Strongylocentrotus purpuratus (purple sea urchin), 2699 nucleotides long. RefSeq names its product neurotrypsin. Bases 162 to 1205 code for a protein of 347 amino acids. NCBI's taxonomy places the organism in Eukaryota, Metazoa, Echinodermata, Echinoidea, Camarodonta, Strongylocentrotidae. The transcript is spliced from 4 exons. The record is from RefSeq and is a predicted model, not a curated record. Gene Ontology annotation, cellular component: membrane.